UUAACUUCUCAUCGGACGAAUUUCCGGUUUCAGAUCGCUCCUGGAGUCUCCGGUGAUAUUUUGUAGGAGAAAUUUUGAAGAAAUACGAUUCGAUUGCAAUGGAGGCGAGAACCGGCCGAUCUAUGCCAGAGCACCCAUCGACACCGGCAAUAACCGCGCCGGCUCCGGUUCCUCCGCCUUCAACGAGACGUCCGAGGGUGAGAGAAGUCAGUUCGAGAUUCAUGUCUCCCGUUUCUUCAUCUUCGUCGUCUUCCUCUUCCUCCUCCUCCGCCGGAGAUCUCCACCUCUUGACUUCAAAUUCUCCCAGGCAACAUCAACACCAGAAUCAUCGGUCGAUUUCUGCUCAGAAUUCGAGACGGCAGUUAAAAUUACCCGACGGCGACGAGAAUCGCCCUUCCGAGACGGCGCGUAGCCUAGACUCGCCAUUUCCUCUUCAACAAGACGGAGGAAAAAACCAGCAGCAGAAUCGAUCGAGGCCGUUGAAAGAGAACGGUCACCGUCUCGAUACUCCGGCGCCGUUGUUGCCUCCGCCGUCCAGAUCGCGGCUGAACCAACAGCGUUUGCUUACCUCCUCCGCGGCGGCUAGGCUUCUCCGAUUAUCAGUCUCCACAGACGGUGAAGAUUACAACGACAGAGAGAAAUCCAACGGCUCAGAUCUGUUGCCAACAACUGUUUCAAUGAGGAACCACGCAAAGCUCUUCAACAAUCCCACCGCCUCACCUCUUCGUCGAUCCCUGAGUUCUUCUUGCGACGAUCCGUCGUCGUUUCGAGAUGUAAGAGCUUCAUUGUCGCUUAAAAAUGGUGUUGGUGUAUCACUGCCUCCGGUGGCACCUAAUUCGAAGAUUCAAGCCGAUACAAAAAAGCAGAAGAAAGUUUCUGUGCAGCAAGAGAAUGCACAUUCUCUGAAACUGCUCCAUAACCGCUACUUGCAAUGGCGAUUCGCCAAUGCAAAUGCUAAAGUCAAAACGCAAUCUCAGUCAGCACAAGCCGAGAGAAUGUUUUAUUCUCUUGGUUUGAAAUUGUCAGAGCUCUCCGACUCUGUACAGAGGAAACGCAUAGAACUAGAAAGCUUAUUGAGACUUAAAGCUGUUACGGAGAUUGUAGAGUCUCAGAUUCCUACUUUGGAACAAUGGACUGAUCUUGAAGAAGAUUACUCAAAUUCUCUGUCGGAAACUACUGAAGCUUUAUUGAAUGCUUCAUUGCGGCUCCCUCUCGAUGUUGAUAUCAAGGUCGAGACUAAAGAGUUAGCCGAAACACUUGCUGUUGCCUCAAAGUCUAUGGAAGGCAUUGUGCAAAAUAUUGGAAAUUUUGUGCCUAAGACACAAGAGAUGGAGACUUUGAUGUCGGAACUAGCAAGAGUAAGCAGCAGAGAAAAAGCAUCCGUAGAAGAUUGUGGAGUUGCACUGCUUAAGAUACAUUCAUCACAUAUUGAAGAAUGCUACCUUAGAAGUCAGCUUAUUCAGGAUCACAAGCAAAGGAAUUGUUAGAGCCGUGCCUACUGAAGACGUAAAGAAACAUUACUCAAUUUUGUAUGUAAAAAUUAGAA
Messenger RNA from Eutrema salsugineum, 1546 nucleotides. RefSeq names its product protein ENDOSPERM DEFECTIVE 1. Lineage: Eukaryota; Viridiplantae; Streptophyta; Magnoliopsida; Brassicales; Brassicaceae. Gene Ontology annotation, cellular component: centrosome; nuclear microtubule; cytoplasm. The coding region runs from base 99 to 1487 and encodes 462 amino acids. The record is from RefSeq and is a predicted model, not a curated record. Gene Ontology annotation, molecular function: microtubule binding. Gene Ontology annotation, biological process: spindle assembly; centrosome cycle. The transcript has 6 exons.